AUGCUGCGUCGAACACGAAGAGCCCCAACGGCAUGCUUAUGGUGUCAUCAUAGGAAGGUACGGUGCGACGCAUCCAUUCAGGGUUGUCCAUGUACGCGUUGCCGUCAGGAUGGCCGUGAUGACUGUGUGCUUCGUCGCAAGUUUUCAAAACAAAACCGCGCCACCACGCCGAGGGAGUCCUCACCGGUCGGAAAGGAGACUGAAGUGACUUUAAUAAGUCCUCUGAUAACCCCUGAGAACCAAACUCCUGCAGAUAUUCGGCCUUCGCAAUUUGAUUCCGCCGACCUUGUGAACGUGGACGGCAAUCGCUUUUUGAACUUUGAUGAUCUGAACUGCUUGCCUCUUGAGAACAUUACAUUCUUGUACUCCCAGGGAGCUCUGGAAAUACCAAGUCGCAAUCUGACUCAUGAGUUUGUUGAAUCCUAUUUCAAAGAGAUUCAUCCAAUGGUUCCAGCCCUGGAUGAGGCCCAGUUUUGGAAAGCAUUUCUUGGUCACGCCGAUCACACGAUUUCAAUCUUCGUUUUCCAAGCUUUACUUUUUGUGAGCUGCUCAUUCGUCAGUCUUGAUAUAUUGCGCAAGUGUGGUUUCAUUGACAAGAGAGAUGCUCGGGCCAAGCUUUAUAGCAGGGCAAAGCUCCUUUUCGACCUGAAAGUGGAAUCCAAGCCGUUUGCAAAGGCUCAAGGUGCUAUCCUUCUCACUCAUCACACCUCGGCAGAGUCUCCACUGGCAGGGAGUAUGUGGCUCACAUGUGCCAUCGAAAAUGCUAUGAUGAUAGAUGCGCAGCCGUCCAGUUCUGUGGAAGAUGUAAGCGAUUCAAUGAGAAAACGGGUGUGGUGGUCAAUCUUGCUGCGCGAUAGAAGUCUCUGCAUUGGUCUCCGACGCAGACCCCAAGUAACGUCAAUAAAUAUCUAUGGAUGUCGCGACAUGCUGGAAGAGACCGAUUUUGCACAUGAGAUGCAUAGUUCGGAAGUGCACAGUUAUCAAAGCAAAAAGGCACUGCUCUUAGCUUUACAAGAGCAAUGUCAACUGGCAGUCCUUCUGACAGACCUCACCUCCCUCAUAUUCGCUCCCCGAGUGAGGUAUGGUGAAGUCUAUGAUCCCGAUGAAUGCGGAGCUUUGAUGCAAACACUCGCAAGUAUCAAGAAUCCAUUGGUUCAAUGGUGGAUCCACGCUCAGUCUCGUCAAUUAUCUGAGAACAGCCGAUCUCUCAGCGUGUCUAGCACGUUACGAAAUCUCACAUCGAUGUAUUAUCACGCUGCCCGAGUGGACCUGGCGCAAUACCUGGCCCUUCUGAUCGAAGAAAACCCCAACGUGCCAGCUGAUAUAUACAAGAAGACCAUUUUGGAGAUUGGAAGCGACUUGAAGGCUGGAAUAGAUGGCCUCAAUGCGACCAUGAAGUUCUUCAGCACACAUGAUGUCAAUUCCCUGCCUCUCAGUGUACUUGGAUAUGUUGGAAUGCCGCUUGUUCUAGCUGCCAUCGAUUUGAAACUCUCCAACAAACCGUCUGAAACUACAUCUCGACAGAAGGUUGUCGAUUUUCUCAGCAAAAUCGUUCGACACGCAGAAUCCCUCUAUGAUGUUACUGAUUUCGUGGCUGCUGGAACCAAUCAAAUUCUCCAACUUGCCUACGUAACAACCCAGGACUUCUUUCUCUCUGCAAACAGUGCUAUCCGCCAUUCAAGCCCUGAUACGAGUUAUGAUUCAGGUGGUGGAAGAAGUGCAGUGGCACAGAGAACGCGUAAAGGUCGUGCGCGGGCAGGUGAAACUUCUCGAGCAACGAACUGGUUAGAAGCAUAUAUAAGAUGUCCGCGCGCUUACCUUUUGAUUUCUACAUCUGUGGAUUAUAGUCUUUCAGUGGGUCGCCUGCCGGGUGGGAAUUCCCUUCCUUCCUUAGUGCGCGAGAUUGCUUCAAUGUGCUCCAUGGCACAACUUCCAUGGACAGUUCAAUCUAAACCGUUCAAUAAAACGCAUGUUACUCGCCUGAUGCUAGAGCCUCAGCUCAGUCCUGUGCGACCAGGGUUGGUGCAAUCAAACAAGACAAACUGCGGAUCCGAGGCCCACGACGGGAGCUUGGAGCUUGUAUUCUCAACACCGAGAGAUAGACGACCAUCUCCCAUAAAUGACUUUGAAGCGAGCAAAAACAAGGAUGAUCAACAACAUGAUCAAACCAGUCAAGGAGGGCAUGCAGCAGUACAAGGGCUCGUUAAUCUUGAUUUUCUCGAGUUUGAUGCAAAUACCUGGGGCAUUCCGCAGCCAGCCACAGGUAGGUACCACUGUUCCGGUCGUUUGGCCAACAUUUGGCCGUCUCACUUCACGCCUGACUCUUUAUCAGAAUGUCACGUUUGGGAGACCACAGAAGGGGACAACGGCUUUGAUUGGUCUCACCUAUCAUUGGAUUAUGUAUGA
Molecule: messenger RNA, 2406 nt
Organism: Penicillium malachiteum
Lineage: Eukaryota; Fungi; Ascomycota; Eurotiomycetes; Eurotiales; Aspergillaceae
Exons: 6
Coding region: 1-2406 (801 amino acids)
Biological process (GO): DNA-templated transcription; regulation of DNA-templated transcription
Molecular function (GO): zinc ion binding; DNA-binding transcription factor activity, RNA polymerase II-specific; DNA binding
Source: RefSeq, a predicted model, not a curated record